Molecule: messenger RNA, 629 nt
Organism: Mucor mucedo
Lineage: Eukaryota; Fungi; Mucoromycota; Mucoromycetes; Mucorales; Mucoraceae
Exons: 2
Coding region: 9-629 (206 amino acids)
Source: RefSeq, a predicted model, not a curated record
GACCUAUAAUGAGACUAUCAAUUACUAAAUUUAUGCUACUCUUAACCUUUGCUAUUUGCUUAAUUUCUUCAAAGGUAUCUGCUAAUCGAAAAGGAGAAAAGGAUUGUGAUGAUGAUAAUGAAGAUGAUGACAAUACUGGCAAACACGGGCAUCAUAAAACUACCAGUGCUAUGAAUGAAACCUCUGUAAUUAUAUCUACUACAGUAUGGUCGAUGCCUACUAACACCAAUGAGCAUGCUAAAUCGACCAGACACCAGCAUUCAACCGAAGAUAGCUCUUCCAGUAUGUAUCAAUCAUCAGGAUCCUAUUCUUCAGGAUCUUCACAAACUUUCGACUACACUUCUUCCGGAUCACCUCAGCAAACCGUUACUUAUUCUUCAGAAACACUGCAACCAUCCGCCAGCUUUUCUCGGGGACCAUUAUUAACCAGCAGCGACAGUCACCCCUCAAUCUAUGAACCGUCCGCUUCGGCACCUGGUACAGUGACUUCAACAAGAUAUCAAGUUGCGACGAAUACACCAACAACGGGUGAUAACGAGUCCCCAGUUGGUAGUACAGCAAGUCGCAAAACAAUCGUAACCCCCUUUGUGCUCGCGGUUAUUUUAUUUGCAAUGAUGAUUCUUGCUUAA